AUGUUCAUCCCCAACACUUUGCUCGGCCUACUUGGCCUCACAAUAGCUGUCUACGCACAAUGUUCCAACUUCCUUAUUGACGACUUUUCACGGCCAACUCCCUCCGGUUUUAACAACUUGACUUCAUGGACCAGUGACGACAACUCCAUGUCAAGCAUUGCCCUCGCAGGCGGAUUACUCUCGUUUACCCCCAAGCCCGACCACUCCUCGUACUUUUACGAGACCCUACCUUGUUACCAAGCAGCCACCCAGGGCUACAAAGCAUUGUCCUUGACUGUCAAGGGACCCAAGGACGCCUCCUUUAUGGUGGAGAUCCAGACCAAACAAGCAUGUACCGACAACGAGUAUCAAAGCCAGUGGGUUGUUAUCUCCGGCCUGACGGGGUCAGUCCAAACUGUUAGCAUCUCCCUGUCUUCGUUCCCGGGCGCCAACUUGGACGGCAUCACGGGCUUCGUCUGGUCCACCUACUCCCAGUUCUCCGGCUAUGAGUUCAGCAAUCUCAGAUUCACCUGCAACGAGGAGGCUGCGAGCUCGUCUACUUCAGCAUCUCGGUCCAUUUCAGCCUCUCCUGGCGCAUCUACAUCAGCUAUAUCAACAAGCACUUUGUCAACCUUGACAUCCCGUAGUGUCUCUGCUAGCUCAACGGGUAGGUUCAACCGCGUUGUCGACCUCGACAGGUCGCACUUCGUCGACUGUGUCAACUUCACAAGCCCGCUCUUCAAGUUCGGCCACCUCUUCCAGGACGACUACUCUCUCUGGAAGCAGCAGCACCAGCCGCUCGUCAACUGUGUCCGGCUCAGUUACAGCUCAGUCAUCGCCCGCCUCGUCAAGUUGCAGCAACCUUCUCAUCGAUGA
Colletotrichum higginsianum IMI 349063 is the source of this 855-nucleotide messenger RNA. RefSeq lists its product as uncharacterized. Bases 1 to 855 code for a protein of 284 amino acids. The record is from RefSeq and is a predicted model, not a curated record. The transcript is spliced from 2 exons. Lineage: Eukaryota; Fungi; Ascomycota; Sordariomycetes; Glomerellales; Glomerellaceae.